Ostertagia ostertagi is the source of this 348-nucleotide messenger RNA. The record is from the annotation of a GenBank genome assembly. NCBI's taxonomy places the organism in Eukaryota, Metazoa, Nematoda, Chromadorea, Rhabditida, Trichostrongylidae.
AUGUCCUACUGCACCUAUUGUAUUGAAUGUCGGUGGAACGAAGUUCUCAACGUCAGAAGCGACACUCAAAAGUCGCCCAGCAAGCGAGGACUGCUUUUUCACAACACUGGACUACUCGUAAUAACUUUCCAGAAGGGCGAAGUGUUCAUCGAUCGUGAUCCUACUCUGUUCAAGUAUAUCCUCAACUACCUGCGAGAUGGCCGAAUGAUGUUCCCAGACGAUGCCCUCACAACAGCGUUACUAUUUCAGGAGGCGAAGUUCUAUGGCCUCGGUCAUCUCGUCGAACAAAUCUCGCUGCUCUCCAAGAAUUCCACUGGCUACCACGACAUCAAAGCGCCGAGAAAAUGA